GCACUCUCCCAAGAACAAAAAAAAAAAAACCUAUCUAGAAAUACACACCAAACUGAGCAUGUGCAGAGUGUCUCCACACGAUAUGUCUUAUCAGGAGAUAAGAGGGGGACACUAGAAGAAGGUGAGUAUCGGAGAAGACAGGACCAAACAGCGUUUUUUACACAAUGCAGAGGAUUAAUCCCUUAGGUUCCACUAUGAGUAUAAGAAGCAUGCUUUACUGCCAGGGGCGGACUGACCAUUUGGAAACUUGGGCACUGCCCGACGGCCCGGGGGGCAGUAGGGGGCCCC
This is a messenger RNA of Staurois parvus, 288 nucleotides long. The record is from the annotation of a GenBank genome assembly. NCBI's taxonomy places the organism in Eukaryota, Metazoa, Chordata, Amphibia, Anura, Ranidae.